AUGAAGCAGUUCAAGAACAAGUACCUUGCUUUGAAAAAUGAGUGGCAGGCUUGGAAUAAAUUGAUGGACACCAGUAAGGGUGCAACUGGGAUUGGGUUCGACAGGUCAACCAGGUUGUUCACCGCGUCAGACGAAUGGUGGGAAAAUUUGAAAUCGACAAACAAGCUAGCGUACAAAUUCAAGACCAAGCCAUUGGAACAUGAAGAUUUGAUGCGGGAAGUUUUCACAGGGGCAACCGCGACUAGGAAACAUCAUUGGACGCCCGACGAGCAAGUUGUGGACAUUGCGGAUGGUGAAUCCGAUUCUGCUAACUCACCUGGGUUGCAGCCAUUUACUGCGCCAUAUCAGUCGGUUGUCGACUCACCACCACCCUCUUCCAUUAUCCAGGUAGAUGAAACGGAGCAAGGGUCAAAGCGUAAAAAGGGGGCUAGUUCAAGUGGAAAGUCUAAGAAGUCGUUCACUGGCGCAUCAGUGCUUGCAAACAGUUUCAACCAUCUAUCCGAGGCUGUUCGUUCACAGAAGCACCUUACGAUCAGGCAUGGAACUGGUGCCUCUUAG
This is a messenger RNA of Camellia sinensis, 558 nucleotides long. RefSeq lists its product as uncharacterized. The record is from RefSeq and is a predicted model, not a curated record. NCBI's taxonomy places the organism in Eukaryota, Viridiplantae, Streptophyta, Magnoliopsida, Ericales, Theaceae.